Molecule: messenger RNA, 504 nt
Organism: Brenthis ino (lesser marbled fritillary)
Lineage: Eukaryota; Metazoa; Arthropoda; Insecta; Lepidoptera; Nymphalidae
Source: the annotation of a GenBank genome assembly
AUGAACACGCAGAUGCGUCAUACCGUAUCGGUGAUUUGGAAAUUUGUUUUCAAUAGAAAUUGUUCAGCAAAUGCAAAAAAAUGGGAAGUUGAGCUAGCCACUUUAAAGAGUAAUAAUCUUCGUCUAACAGCGGCUUUGCAAGAGAGCACCGCUAACGUGGACGAGUGGAAGCGGCAGCUGCAUCAGUAUAGAGAAGAAGUAGCUCGAGCCAGACACUAUGCCACGGGAAAAGGUGGCGAUGCGAAUGAAGUGGAACAGCUUAGGCAACGUGUGGCGCAGCUUGAAGCUGAACUCGCUCAGAAGAACGAGGAGUUGGCUCAGAUUACGAAGUCUAAGAAGAGUGAACAGGAUGCAGAAGCUAAGUUAGCCCAAAGCCAGCUCGAGCUAGCUCUGGCGGCGCAGGACGGUCAGAGACAGGUGAUACAAGCGUUAAACGAUCAGCUGUCACGGCAGAUUGAUGAGUUGUCGAACAUCCAUCGUGAAAUAAACACAGCGUUGCAAACA